AUGGCUCUUAUUUUCAUAGCAACGGUUUCUGCAUGUGGGUCGUCCGUUGCAGCCAUUGAUAAUCUUGGGCAGAUCGCCGAGUCACUUAAAUAUCCAAAUCAUUCAAUAGGUAUUUUGGUUUCAUGGAUUUCCAUAUUCAAUUUCUUUGGUCGGGUCUUCUCCGGUUUCAUCUCUGAAACCCUUAUGACCAAAUACAAAUUACCUCGUCCUUUCAUGUUCGGUCUUACCCAACUUUUCACCAGCACUGGCUUGCUCUCCAUUGCAUUCCCUUAUAUAAAUUCAGUGUAUGUAGCUUCGUUGAUCAUUGGGUUUGGCCUUGGAGCCCAAACUCCGUUGAUAUUCGCCAUAAUCUCUGAUCUUUUCGGCCUCAAACAUUACUCGACACUGCUCAACUGUGGGCAACUGGCUGUCCCACUUGGAUCUUACAUAAUGAACGUGGAAGUAAUAGGGAGGUUUUACGAUGCAGAAGCCACUAAAAUUGGAAAUGUGAAGAACGGGAAGGGCCUAACUUGCACUGGAACUCAUUGCUUUAGUGAAUCGUUCAUGAUUUUGGCUGCAGUGACUUUGUUUGGAGCGAUGGCUUCGUUUGUGCUAGCUUAUAGAACUCGAGACUUCUACAAAGGCGAUGUAUAUAAGAAAUACAAAGAUGACAUGGAGGCUACGCAGUCGAACGUGGAAUUAAAUUCCUUCGAUGACAAAAACAAUGAACACAAAAAGAAAAUUGAUGAUCAAAGUAAAUAA
This is a messenger RNA of Cucurbita moschata (crookneck pumpkin), 741 nucleotides long. RefSeq lists its product as uncharacterized. Gene Ontology annotation, cellular component: membrane. Bases 1 to 741 code for a protein of 246 amino acids. Lineage: Eukaryota; Viridiplantae; Streptophyta; Magnoliopsida; Cucurbitales; Cucurbitaceae. The transcript has a single exon. The record is from RefSeq and is a predicted model, not a curated record.